CUUGUUUUUUGACCUUGACCUUCCUUUUCUGGUUUUUGUCAACCACUACUUUUCCUCUUCAGUUUGACAGUUGUUCAAACCAUGCCACAAACAGAAGCGCAAGAUAAACGAAAUAGUGAGGCUGCACAAACUCCUGAUGCCGACAAUGACCCAGACAAACCUGUUUUACCCUCCAUUCACCCUGACGAUGCCAAGGACAAGGUCUUUACCGCCAUUCUCAAGGCAUUGCUGAAAAUGGGCAAUAAACCUAGCUCUCCCAAGGAACUAGCGAAUAUCAUUGCAAAAUAUAAAUAUGCCACGUUAGGUGGUGCGACGCCUUUUGCUACCGUAUCAUCACGAAUAUCACAACACUUUAAACGAGCUGCAGAACAUAAUCCUCCCCGACCUCCCUUGCUAGAAAAGCACAUUGAUCAAAAGCAUUCAAGAAAAAUCAAUUACUCUCUUGCCACAGACAACUUGCCAGCCGCUGCUUUGUCAUCGUCCGCAGCUGUUUCACCCCAUCCAAUCGAUGAUGCAUCCUCCUCCGCCAACAUCCAAUCACAGACUUCACCGGCAGCAUCGCCUCAAUCCGAAGGUCGAUCUAGUCAACCUACCACUCGCUCGAAACGUCCCCGCCCAACCCCACUGACCGCACGUUCGACCUCACGACGUUCUCGAAAGAGGCAACGUUCACGCCAUUCAGAGACAGACUCUCAGAAAUUGCACGAUACCGAUGAGGAAGCAGAAAACGAACCAUAUCCUAAACCACCUGCUCGUCAUCCAUCGGUCACCGCUUUACCAUUGUCACCCGAUACAGCCUCAUCUCCCUCUUCCUCUUCACGUUCAUCUUCUUCCUCGUCGUCCUCUUCCUUAUACUCUUCACUCAACUCGGUUAGAGAUCUGCCUUCCGGCUCCGUGCCUCCCUCCCCGCCCAUCAUGAUGGAUGUUUCCGAUGAGGAUGAAAGCGAAGCGGAGUACUCGGAUUAUUACGAAGAAAUGCUCAAGGGCGAUGAACAGAUGGUCAAUUUCGAUGUGAAUCUACCUGAACAACCAUUGCAGGCCGCGCCAGCCAAAGAACAACAAAAACAUUUUGGGGAUACUCUGACGGUGAAUCGGCGACCCAGCAUGUUGAAUACCCAUCGAUUAUCGAUUUCAGAUCCGUCAUCCAAUAUAUUCGGACGAAAACCGUCCUUGUCAUUCAAUGCCAGCUUACUGGGGGAGAAUGAUUUUUGGACGCCUUACAGUUUUGAACAAGAUUUUGAUACGACGUAUCUUUCGGACGUGACGCUGGGUGAUCAUAUCCCAUUAAACAUCGCCGCGCCAGAAUCCAUCUCCGUAGCCGAACUAGAUCGAUAUUUCAACAAUGGCAACGGCAAUGAUAAUAGUAAUAGCAGUAGUAACAAUCAUCAUCACGCUCCAAGUACAUCAGCACGAACCAAUCGCAAAAGUUUUUCCGCGGCCAUGCUGGGACCGAAGGAAAGCUCACUGUUACAAACAGUCUUGUUAUCCAGUGCCGCGCGUGGCGCAGCAGCAUGUAAUCCUCCCAGUCAAGACGACACGGAUCAAGGACAACCUUCCUUGACCCGAAGGCGGUCAUGGCCAGAAAUAGGGGUCACUUCACCGUUUCCAACAGAUAAAGGUAGCCUGGUUUCCCCGGUUCCGGUGUCAGGGCAAGACUCCUCGGUCGAACCUGAACGCGAUCCUGUUACCAAGGAUCCGGUAGCGUUACCAUCCGCACAACCGCAAAUUAGCCAAGAGGACAAAACAAGCUACAGUUGUCUGGACAGUCGGUAUCCGUUCACCAUUACAAAGAGAACAAAUGAUGAUAUGGAAUUUUACGAACUUGAAUCACCUGUGGAUGUUCCUGGUACAAAGGUGCUGCGGUUCAUCAAAUGGUUGAACCACGGGAAAGUAUCGAAACCGCUCUCGUAUCUCAAGCAGGAUUACGUGAAUGCAAGUCAACUUCGCAAGGCGGCAUGUCCGGUGGUGGGUGAAGGUUCAUUUGAUGCCGAUGAAGAAUGGAAGCGCGGACACAGCGUAGUUUCAAUCACUCAAGGACCUACUGAAUGCCACGGUGACUGGAUCCCUUUGACUCGAGCGCGGGAAUUGGUACAAGAAUAUGAAAUUGAGAGCUCACCGGGACUUGGUCAAUUCCUAAAGGAUGAUCCUUUGUCCGAUGCAGACGGCAAGCUAGAAGACUCGGAUACGGAUUCGGAAUCGGCGAAAGAUCUAACCACGGAGGAAGCCAUCAUGCAAUCUAAUCGUACAUCAUCCAUUGAUCCACCUUCCCUCGAUACUCCCUUAGACCCGACCGCGUUUGUAAAUUUUGGCGAGGCUGAUAAACAAGCAUCAUCUUCUGCGACAUCCACGACAUUUGCAUCUUCUUUGCCCUCAUUGCAACCAAACAAAAACAAUAGUGUAAACAUCGACUCAUUCGUGGCACCUCCCAUUAAUCUCCCGACCAAACUCUCCCCAUCUUCCACUCCGCCUUCGCUUGCAGAUGAUCUCACCAAAAACAUGCCGAACCUUAACUUGUCUGCUUUGCACCAGAUCACUACGGCCAUACCUAGCCUUGCACAUCUAGCACCGACCAUCGAUUUAGCCAAAUCAUUAGCCGCAUACAUGCAACUGUCAAAGUCGAAUACCACAUCAAGUGCACCUUCCUCGAAUGGGUCCAGCUACUUUGAUGUUAAGGCAGCAUUGGCGAAACUUCCCUUUUUAGAAGCACUUCUGAAAACUCAAAGCAGUUCUGCCCCGGCUUCACCGACGGCAUCACCUUCGGCUCCCUACGCUCCGUCAUCGCCAUCGCCAUCGGCUUUAUCGAAUCCUGCCAAAGGAAUGAAGGAACAAUCUGUCGUGAUCAAUACGACAGUACCGACGGAUCCGCCCAUGUUUAUCACCGUCAUGGAUAAUGUGGCGGUUUGUAUCGCUAUCCUGUUAAAGACCGACACCCGUCCGGAGUACCGAUUAAUGCGGCGUUUGGAUUCUGGGUUCAUCAACGGAACGACGCUUUUAACCGCGGGAGGCAUUGAAACGGAGAGCGAAAAAAGCAUGAUUCUCAGUUUUGAAAUGGAGCGUGUGCGAGUCCCGAAAAGGCAGAGCCCACUCUUUGGCACUUGGAUCCCGCUUCGUCGAGCUCAAGAGCUGGCAGUGACUUGCUCGAUCGAGCAUCGGUUGGGCCCGUUUUUGAGUGACGAUAUCGAAACGUACUUUCCUUGCCCGUUACCGAUCUCUGUUCCUGUGCUACCCAAACCAAGAGAUGGACGAUUGACAGCUCUUGCACUAGCUGCACUCCGUAAUUCAUCCGUGCAUACACCCAGUGGUUUAUCUCCUACUUCCCGGUCGACGACUGCAUACAACACAACAGCUGCACAGUUACAACAGUUGAUGCUCAAGCAUCCGCAGCGGAUGGUCGAAAUAGGCAAUGUCACGCCGAAAGCGCCAUUACUCGGUUUGUUUGAUAAGGAACACGAGGAUGAUUUGUCGCGUGAAGUAUUGGUGGUACCGUGUUCUUCAACCAGUAGCCAUCCGGCUUCCUCCAGUCGUGGAUCCAAACGACGUUUUGACAGGUCGUAUGCAAGUCACCCAUCCGAUGACGACACCGACACAGAUACAGAUGUGGAAGAAGUACGCCAUCACAUGAAGAAAAUGCGUGAAGCGGCGAUUGUAGCCAUGGACAAUGGAAGUUCCAUGGAUCUGGAAGAAAUGAUGUCUAAAGCAUGCAGUCCAAUUAUUCAGUCCCAGGAACCACCUCCAUCCCACCGAUGGACGGUACGUCCACCGACGAUCUUCCACAAGAGUCGACGUCGUCCUAUACCCGAAAUCCACAAGCGCAAUUCAAACAAUGAUGCAAUGCACGUUUCACCCGUUACUACGCAUGAUCUGCGACGGCCCAGUCCGGCUGGAAAGCUGACAGCGUCCGUUAUCAAGAAAUCGGCAUCAUGGAAUGGCGCUUUAAACCCUUCUCAUGCAGUGACUGGGAUGUCGCCGAGACGACCGAUUGGGAAAAAGGUUCAGCGCAAGUUGCAACUGAUCGACGAUGAUACGAAAACCCAAGAGGUGGGACCGACCGAUGAUGAAAGUAUAGUGAAUCGAGUGGUGGAGCAUCAAGUCAGCUUGCGACCCCCUGCCGCAACAAAGGCAUCAUGUGUUGAGAGUGUUUCAUCUUCAGCCGCCUUGACGGAAGUGGAGGACGUCGAAGACGAAGAUGAAGAGAUUUCUAUUGGUGGUAGCGACAACGAUGAUGACCUGCGUUGAAAGAAAAAAAAAACAAUGUGGCGAAUGUUGUUCUCGUGUUUACCGUCGUCGGCAACUCUGUUUUAUUAUUUUGUGUCCAUGUUUGUAAACCGUUUCAUUCUUCUGUGGUUAUUAUUUUCUCAUCAUGAGAAGUGUUUAUCUUGUUAAAUAUUAUGCUUGCCUAUACAUAGUUACCUAUUGUAAAACCUAAAGUCCAAUAAAGGAAAAAUAAAAAUAAAUAAUGACAGCU
Radiomyces spectabilis is the source of this 4465-nucleotide messenger RNA. RefSeq lists its product as uncharacterized. The record is from RefSeq and is a predicted model, not a curated record. Gene Ontology annotation, molecular function: DNA binding. Bases 82 to 4236 code for a protein of 1384 amino acids. NCBI's taxonomy places the organism in Eukaryota, Fungi, Mucoromycota, Mucoromycetes, Mucorales, Radiomycetaceae. The transcript is spliced from 4 exons.